UUGCACUCACAAGGCAUUCAGCGUCUGGGUAGAAAAUUGUUACCGUUUGUAGGUAUGAACCUGAGAGUGUCAACAAAAUUUGGAUUGCUGUUUAUAUUCGAUUGAAAACAGAAUCGUCGUAAACAGAAAAAGAUUGGCUUUAGUGGAGUGCAGUGUUAAUCCUUUCAAUUAAAUAGUUAUACUAGUGCUACUGCGGUUAUAGGAAAAUGUCCUCGCAAGAUUCCGAAUCGGAAAGCUCUCCAACUCCGUAUUACGGCAGCUUCAAUUCCGGUUCCCAGUACGACGAUCCGAAGUCAAGUUCCAGCGAAGAUGAAGGUUCCAGUGAUGACGAAAGUGUGCAGAACUAUGGGAAAAGACCCUGCUUCGGCGCCGACCAUGGCUCGGUCGCUAAGAAGGCCAGAUUCGGUGACAACAUGCCGUCGUUUUCCGAAUCCGUACCAUCGGAUUCCAACGCGCUCUAUUCGGAACAAUCUCGGCGAAUCAUGGAUCGGAUGAACUACGACAAGAGCAAGGGACUUGGCAAAAGCGGCCAAGGGCGGCGUGAUAUUGUCGAGAUUGCACCCCAGAAGGGACGACGAGGAUUGGGGCUCAAGCUGGAAGGACUGGAUCUAGCUGCUUCGACAUGGGACAAGUCCAUGGAAACAUUGAAUAUACCGGAAAAGGUAAACUGGUUAGAGAACAACGACGAAGAUGAUCUCACCGAACUUAGCGGAGAUGUGCUGGAAGGCUGGAUCAAAUACGGACCCCCCAAAAAGAUAAUCGACGACGAGGAUAAAUAUUGUCGGAGAGUCGUACUACAGAAAGUGCUGGAAUGUAAGUCCGCUUUUGACAAUCUUGGCGGUGCAGACAUGAGAAAGGCUCGAGCACGAUCAAACCCUUUCGAGACGAUAAAAUCCAACAUUUUUAUGAACAGAGCGGCUGUUAAAAUGGCCAAUAUGGACGCCAUGUUUGACUAUAUGUUUACGAAUCCGGUGGACGAAGAUGGCAACUCGCUGGUGCGAGAUAACGAUUUGGUAUACUUUGCCGACGUUUGUGCCGGACCCGGAGGAUUUUCGGAGUAUUUCCUUUGGCGUAAGAAAUGGCAAGCCAAAGGAUUUGGUUUUACACUGCGGGGCGAGAAUGAUUUUAAAUUGUCUGAUUUUAUUGCUGGAACUCCGGAGAGCUUCGAUCCCUACUACGGACCAAAUAAUGAUGGAGAUGUUUUCAAUCCUGUUAACAUCGAACGUUUUACUGAUUAUGUGAUGAAGCAGACGGAACUGGGAGUGCAUGUGAUGAUGGCAGACGGCGGAUUCUCGGUGGAAAAUCAAGAAAACAUACAAGAGAUCCUAUCCAAACGUUUGUACCUGUGCCAGAUUCUAAUGGCACUGAACGUGGUACGCACCGGUGGACAUUUCGUCGUCAAGUUAUUCGAUCUAUUUACGCCAUUUAGCGUAGGGCUGAUCUAUUUGGUUUACAAAUGCUUCAAAAAGAUUUGUAUCUGCAAGCCCAAUACUAGCAGACCAGCCAAUUCAGAACGAUACUUGGUGUGCAAAUGGAAGAAACCCGGGACUGAUACCAUUCAACGCCAUCUGUUCCAGGUGAACCAGUUCUUCGACAGCAAGAAGGACAAUACUGAUAUAUUGGAGCUCGUGCCUCACGAAGAGUUGGCCGGCAAUGAGGCCUUCUUCCAAUAUAUUUGUGACAGCAAUAAUGAAAUAGGAGAAAAUCAAAUUGUCGGAUUACUGAAGAUAGCUGCCUUUUGCGCAGAUCAAAAUUUGAAUGAGAGUAAACAGGCCGAAAUUAAACGCCAGUGUUUGGAACACUGGAAGCUACAGGAUAGUCUCAGAAAGGUUCCACAAAAGUCUGCCCAGGACAAAUAUGCCGAUGAACUGUUGAAAGAAUGGUGUAGUCAAAAGGAUUUCCUCAAAGCCACAGAAGGCAAGUUGGAAACUUCAACCCUAGAAAAAUACUUCCCUUCAACGCAUGGGUGGUAUUUCGUACCACUAGAAAACAACCAUGAAAGCAACAAAUACCUUCGCACUUUCUUCAUGGGAAAGGGAGGUAAAGAUGUCUAUUACUACAAUCCCAAGACAGGAUCAUGGCAAUUGUUGAAAGACAUGCAGUUAGAACUAGCUCCGGCCACUCUUGUUUACGGCGAAAUUGUAACAGAACUACAGGGCCAAGGCAAUUCGCAAGUAACGAUCUACGCGUUUCACAUAAUUGACGGCAUUUCACUUGGUGGCGAGGAUAUUCGGAAGUAUUCCUUGACGGAGCGGCUUCGAAUGUGUGAAAAGUAUGCCAAGGCUUUGAACAAACCGUAUAGGAUUAUAAACAAGGCGGACACGCCUUGUGUAGCAUCAAUGCCGAUUCGGUGCAAGAAGCUUUUCCCCAUUACGGAAUUUGAUGGCUUUUUCCACCGGUUGGAAAAAUACAUAUUGAAAGGGGGCAAAAAGUCUCGCCUGGGAUACCAUUUGCGUAAUACCAUCGAUCCAGACCGUUUCUACGUUCCGAGGGGUUUACUGUUUCUCAACGAAACACGAGAUGAUUAUAUGAAAAUGUUUUCAAAGAGGCAUAACAAAUACUACUAUUUCAACAAGAAAACUAAGGCGUCCAACUUUCCCGAGCAGUUUAAGUUCAUCGAUGAAACAAAGGCAUCGUUCAAAAAUACGUUCGCACACCGGAUCAUGUGGGAUUGGAUCGACGAACGGCAGGUUACUGAAAAUGACAAAGUACCUGGGGAACAGGAUGUGGCAUGUCGUGUAGAUAUCAGAAAUUUUAUAAUUAGUAAGAUCAGCAACUAAUAAAUAGGUGACAAUAAAAAGCCAAGUGACUACAAAA
This is a messenger RNA of Aedes aegypti (yellow fever mosquito), 2817 nucleotides long. It is a transcript of the gene Cmtr1, whose product is annotated as cap-specific mRNA (nucleoside-2'-O-)-methyltransferase 1. The transcript has 2 exons. Gene Ontology annotation, cellular component: cytoplasm; nucleus. Bases 207 to 2780 code for a protein of 857 amino acids. Gene Ontology annotation, biological process: 7-methylguanosine mRNA capping. Gene Ontology annotation, molecular function: methyltransferase cap1 activity; nucleic acid binding. The record is from RefSeq and is a predicted model, not a curated record. Lineage: Eukaryota; Metazoa; Arthropoda; Insecta; Diptera; Culicidae.